GGCCCGAUUAUGCCGCCUACUGGGACGAUGUCUUUGGUCAAUAUCGCCAAGAGGAUAUCUUUUCUCCUGUGGAUAUCAGAACAGCGUCCCUGGGCGCUCGUAUACUUGUCCAUGGUCAGACUGCACAUUUUAUGGUCCAGCCUAACCUAGAUUAUUCAUCAGGAAGCCAUUGCAUCCACUCCAUGAACGGGAGCCUUUCCGGAUAUGUUGAUAUCCCGCAGUAUGAGGUCCAGAAAUCUACUAGGUACGUGGGUGAAUUCAUCGCGAUAUCCGUGGCGAUCAGUCAUCCGUUCCCGUUUUUGAGCGGUAGAGGCGGGGACGAUCCAGAAUAUGAGGACUAUUUACGUUAUCGGGAUGACAAGAGUGAUCUUCCAGAGCAUAUGCGACAGGUAUUGUCAAACCAGGGGGGGUUAUAUUUUCUGUUGGAUGUCAUGCUCAUCAAAAGAGAUGAGCACUCUAAUGUGGGCAGACGUGUUGGGAUAGGUCGAAUAUGUCUUAGGCCAUGGGCAGAAUCAGAGCGACGGUUUAAGACCAUUGUCCUCGAAUGAAUAUUCUACACAACCCAUGUCUGCUCAUGCCAUAA
Messenger RNA from Aspergillus caelatus, 583 nucleotides. RefSeq lists its product as uncharacterized. The transcript has a single exon. The coding region runs from base 132 to 548 and encodes 138 amino acids. The record is from RefSeq and is a predicted model, not a curated record. NCBI's taxonomy places the organism in Eukaryota, Fungi, Ascomycota, Eurotiomycetes, Eurotiales, Aspergillaceae.